AUGGCUACAACCGACUCGAGGCCAGUUGCUUUAGUUGUUGGCGCAUCUCGCGGCAUAGGAAGACAGGUGGCGAUAGAUUUGGCAAACAAUGGGUAUAGAUUGGUUGUGGCUGCUAAGAGCAUAUCAACUGUACCGCAAGGAUCUCCCUUUCCACCGGACCCAAACUCGUCAGAAUCUACAAUCACCACCGUACAACGUGAAAUUCGAGAAAAUGGCGGAGAAGCCAGCGCCAUACAAGUCGAUGUUAGAGACCCUGCUAGCGUGAAACGCAUGGUCGACUCGACUAUCGGAAUAUAUGGCCGUUUAGAUGUCAUUGUUUACAAUUCAGGCGCAAUAUGGUGGGCAUCGGUGGAAAAUACACCUAUGAAACGUUUCUUGCUUAUGCAACAGGUGAAUGUGGAGGGCCUAUAUGCCACUGUUCAGGCCGCCAUACCGCAUUUUCAAAACAAUGGCUGGAAGGCUCGUAUUAUCGUGGUUAGCCCGCCUAUAUAUUCAAGAUUUUUUCGAGGAAAAACUGCAUAUGCAAUGGGAAAAGUUGGAAUGUCCGUUUUGACUAAAGGACUUGCUAUGGAUUGGAUAAGAGAGGGCAAACAACAAAUGGCUAUUACAAGCAUCUGGCCUGCCGCUGCAAUCCAAUCAGCAGCGACUCCAGAUCCAAGCUAUAUACAAGACCUCAGAAAAGCUACUAUCUUCUCCGAUUCGAUCUUGGCCAUGCUUAGGUCGCCUGCAGAAGAGGUCAACGGCUGCCUCGAGCUAGAUGAAGAUUUCCUUCGCAAGAAGGGUAUUACUGAUUUCUCAAAAUAUAGCGUCGUGCCUGGAGCAAAUCCACGCCGGAUUAUGCCGGCUCAGCUACCAGAUUUAAGAGUUGCAGAACAUGACGAUGAAGGUAUGCGUUUGGAUAGUACCGAAUUGCGCCGAACCUCAAAGAUAUAG
Messenger RNA from Ophidiomyces ophidiicola, 933 nucleotides. RefSeq lists its product as uncharacterized. The record is from RefSeq and is a predicted model, not a curated record. Gene Ontology annotation, molecular function: oxidoreductase activity. Bases 1 to 933 code for a protein of 310 amino acids. NCBI's taxonomy places the organism in Eukaryota, Fungi, Ascomycota, Eurotiomycetes, Onygenales, Onygenaceae. The transcript is spliced from 4 exons.